Molecule: messenger RNA, 2714 nt
Organism: Drosophila subobscura
Lineage: Eukaryota; Metazoa; Arthropoda; Insecta; Diptera; Drosophilidae
Gene: cd
Product: chorion peroxidase
Exons: 4
Coding region: 42-2540 (832 amino acids)
Biological process (GO): response to oxidative stress
Molecular function (GO): heme binding; peroxidase activity
Source: RefSeq, a predicted model, not a curated record
CCGCCCUGUUGUCGUCUGCAUUUUUCAGUUCAGCUUCGAUCAUGACGGACGAAACAACGCCACUCACCAGCGCCCUUGCUGGUGGCUCUGGAUAUGUGGCGCUGCCUCCUUACCAAGGACCCGAGCACGUCUUUCCAGGCGGCGUCUCACCGCGUUCGCGUCGCAGCAGAAUGAAACAGUUUCAGUGUUGCAUUGGCAUCACGUUCAUAGUCAUUGUGUUUGUUGCCUUGGGUCUGGCUUUGGUGUUUGACGAUUCGCUCAGCAAAGGGGAUGGCAGUCCCAGCUUUUUCCUUGUCAUAAACGGCACAGACUUGGCGCUAGAUCCGACGACACCCAUUCCAGAUGAGCCAGCAGCGGAGUGGGCCCUGCAACAGGCGGCUGUGAAUCAUCAGGAGGGCGCCCGUUCAGUUAGUGUCGGCAUCAAGGCGCUGGGGGAUCGGGAGAUACUGGAGGAGGGCCUGCAGCCGAAUGAGGUGAACACGCCAGCCUUUCGGCACUAUCGCUCGCUGAGCACCAAUCCAGAGGCUAGGAAACUGGCGCGGCGUGGCUACGUGGAGAACCAGGCGACCAUGGACAUUGCACGCAGAUUUAACUACACAAAGGAGCCGGGAAGGAGUAACAUUGGCUGGGGGCCGCAGAUCGUGCUGCCGGAUCCCACGGUGCUCCGGCUGGACUGUGACUUCAAUGCCCGGUACAGGCGAUCCACUGGCGUCUGCAACAGCAAAGAGCAUCCGCGCACAUUCGGCGCCUCGAUGGUGCCCUACCGCCGCAUGGUGGCACCGGACUACUCCGAUGGCAUUGCAGCACCCAGGACGAGCCAUGCGGGUCGCCUGCCGCCCGCACGCCUGGUCUCCCUGAAGAUUCAUCGCUCCAGCUACGAGACGGACUCGAACUUCACCGUCAUGCUGGCGGUCUUUGGGCAGUUCAUGGACCACGACAUCACCGCCACAUCGCUGACCACCUCCGAGGAGGGUGAGUCCAUCAAUUGUUGUGUGGCAGCCACACGCGAGCAGCAUCCCGGGUGCUUUCCCGUGAAGAUACUCCCCGAUGAUCCCUACUACAAGCGCUACAACGUCACCUGCAUGAACUUUGUUCGCUCGGCGCCAGCGCCCAUGGGCAGAUUCGGUCCGCGAAUGCAGCUGAAUCAGGCCACCGCCUUCAUUGAUGCCUCUGUGGUGUAUGGCAACCUGGAGCAGCGGCAGAACCAGCUGAGGAGCUUCAUCAACGGCACUCUCCGCAUGUUCCUCACCGACGACGGGCGGGAGCUGCUGCCGAUCUCGGCCAAUCCGGCGGAUGGCUGCAACCGCGUGCAGAUGACGCGACUGGGCAAGUAUUGCUUCGAGUCUGGCGAUGACAGGGCCAACGAGAAUCUGCUGCUCACCUCCAUGCACCUGCUGUGGGCCCGGCAUCACAACAAUCUGGCCCGCAGCCUCCACGAGGUGAAUCCGCACUGGGACGAUGAGCGCAUCUACCAGGAGUCCCGCAAGAUUGUCGGCGCUCAGAUGGCGCACAUCACCUACAACGAGUUCCUGCCGGUUCUGCUGGGCAGAAAUCUAACUCGAGCCAAGGGCCUGCUGCCGUCCAGCCACAAUCUCGAGGAGCCCGACAGCUACGACCCGCAGGUGGAUCCCAGCAUUGCCAAUUGCUUUGCGGCGGCCGCCUUCCGCUUUGCCCACACCCUGCUGCCGGGUCUGUUCAAUGUGUCGCGGGACAACAGCACACCCGAGGCCAUGGAGCUGCACAAGAUGCUCUUCAAUCCCUUCUCGCUGUGGAACGAGCACGGCAUAGACCACGCCCUGUACACGGCUGCCAAUACGCCAGUGAUGCGCGUGGAUCGCUUCUUCUCGCUGGAGGUCACCCAGAAACUGUUUGAGGGCAACCCCGAUGAUCCGGUGCCGCUCUGCGGCCUGGACUUGGUCUCGCUGAACAUUCAGCGUGGUCGCGAUCAUGGCAUACCCGCCUAUCCGGUCUUCCGUCGUCACUGCCGCCUGCCGCCGGUGGACACAUGGGAGCAGAUGGCCCAGGCCGUUGACAACUCCACUUUGGCGUCCAUCAAGCAGAUUUAUGAAUCGCCGCAGGAUGUGGAUGUCUAUACGGGCGCCGUCAGCGAGCCGCCACUCGAAGGCGCUAUCUUUGGUCCGCUGCUGAGCUGCAUGGUCUCCGAUCAGUUCCUGCGCCUCAAGCUGGGUGACUCCCAUUGGUAUGAGCGGAAAAUAGGACCACAGAGGUUCAGCAAAGGACAACUUGCGGAGAUCUACAAGACCAGUCUGGCUGCCAUCAUCUGCCGCAAUUCGGAUAACAUCACGCGAGUGCGAGAGCGUGUCAUGGAGCGUCAACGAGUGGAUGACAAUCGCUAUGUUGACUGCCAGAAUUUGCCUGGCUACAAUUUGGAUCUCGAGGCCUGGUCAGAGUCCCAGCAGCCGCCAGAGCUGCACAGAACCAGCAUCAGUCGGGCGGAUAAAGCGGUGCGGGUCAUGUCAAAGGAGUCGAAGAAAGAGAUUAAUGCCACGCUGCAUGGCGGAAGCAUUUCAAAGGUUUGAGGUCUAUGGGCCACAGGUAUGAAAUUAAUAAAUAAAUGCCAAAUAAAUGUGAAAAUCUGCAGUUUCCGGGCAUGACUCUGUCGCUGGCUCUGCCUCUGCCUCUGCCCAGCAACAACAACAUGAUAAGCGCUUCAAUUCCUAUUUACUUGCAAGUUGCAACUAAUAAAUGUGUGU